Molecule: messenger RNA, 300 nt
Organism: Staurois parvus
Lineage: Eukaryota; Metazoa; Chordata; Amphibia; Anura; Ranidae
Source: the annotation of a GenBank genome assembly
GCAGCACUGCUGGGCUGCACUGGUGGGUGGCACUGGUGGGUGGGCACAGGUGGGUGGCACUGGUGGGCACAGGUGGGUGGUACUGGUGGGCACAGGUGGGUGGGCACAGGUGGGUGGCACUGCUGGGCACAUGUAGGUGGCACUGCAGAGUGGCACAGGUGGGUGCACUGCUGGGCACAGGUGGGGGCACUGCUGGGCACAGGUGGGGGCACUGCUGGGAACGGGUGGGCGGGGCUAGUGGGCGCACUGCUGGGCGGAACUUGCGGGUGUCACUGCUGGGCACUGAUCAUCAGGGCACUG